Messenger RNA from Triticum turgidum subsp. durum (durum wheat), 969 nucleotides. NCBI's taxonomy places the organism in Eukaryota, Viridiplantae, Streptophyta, Magnoliopsida, Poales, Poaceae. The record is from the annotation of a GenBank genome assembly.
AUGGAGCUCAACCUUGCCUCGUAUGUGUCCAUUUUUCUCUUCGUCCUCUCCGGCACGUACGUCUACUACAGGACACGGAGCCGGUUGCCGCUGCGGCUCCCGCCCUCGCCGCCCGGGUGGCCUGUGAUCGGCCACCUCCACCUGAUGACGGACAUGCCCCACCACGCACUCGCAGAGCUGGCCAGGAGCAUGCGCGCUCCGCUCCUCCGGCUUCAGCUCGGGAGCAUCCCGGCCGUGGUGAUCUCCAAGCCCGACCUGGCCCGCGAGGCGCUCACCACCAACGACGCGGCAAUGGCGUCCCGGCCACACCUCCUCUCCGGGCAGUUCCUCUCAUUCGGCUGCUCCGACGUCACGUUCGCGCCGGCGGGGGCCUACCACCGCAUGGUGCGGAGGGUGGUCGUCUCCGACCUCGUCUCGCCGCGCCGCGUGGCCACCUACGGAGGCUUCCGGGACGAGGAGCUCCGCCGCCUCCUCGCGCACCUCACGGAGAGCGCCUCGACGGAGGAGACCCCCGUCAACCUCAGCAAGUGCCUCCUCAACCUGGCCAACGAUGUGCUCUGCCGCAUCGCCUUUGGCCGCCGGUUUCCGCACGGCAAGGACGACAAGCUCGCCGCGGUGCUCGCCGAGUCGCAAGACCUCUAUGCCGGAUUUGCCAUAGGCGACUUCUUCCCGGAGUUGGAGCCUCUCGCAAGCACCCUGACGGGACUCCGCCGCCGGCUGAAGAGCUGCCUGGCCGACCUCCGCGAGGUCUGUGACGAAAUCAUCGAGGAGCACAUCAGCGGCGAGCGCCAGUGCAUCCCCGGCGACCGAGAUGAGGACUUCGUCGACGUCCUCCUCCGCGCCCAGAAGGCGCCCGACCUACAAGUCCCACUCACCGACGACAACCUCAAAUCCAUCGUCUUGGACAUAUUCAUCGCCGGCACAGACACGACGUUUGCGACCAUAGAGUGGACGAUGACAGAGUCCUAA